Dermacentor albipictus is the source of this 1814-nucleotide messenger RNA. RefSeq lists its product as uncharacterized. Gene Ontology annotation, molecular function: zinc ion binding. The record is from RefSeq and is a predicted model, not a curated record. Lineage: Eukaryota; Metazoa; Arthropoda; Arachnida; Ixodida; Ixodidae.
UCACAGUCGCUGACGGUGUGUUUUUUACGUGUGAUAUGCCGCCGCUUCUCAGUCAGCAGCCUUUGGACGCGAACUACCACCUGGAUCUCACGGGGUGUGAGCGCGUGCGGUAUGCGGAAAAAGUACGCAUGUGUGACAACAUCGACCCCUUCACGCUGCGACCGGGAACGGACACGGCUAGUGAUGUCGGCAUAUUCCCAGAGAUUUGUUAUGGUGACAUCGUCAAUUACCUUGUUUUCUCUGCAAACUUUCUGACCCUUGAGGAGAUGAAGGCGUUUAAGUCGACCGAAGCGCAUAAUUAUUUUACUAGCGGCUGGGUGAAGGGUCUGUCUGCAAAGCAGCUGCAAGGUGAAAAGGUGCUUCUGCUUGGAGAGGUGAACCAUUCACAAAGGAUGCGAGACCAGCCGCUACAUGUAUGGAUAUUAUGCAAAAAAAGUGGGGUUGUGCUCACAGCCCACUGCACCUGUAUGGCCGGAUUAGGAGAGGCAUGCUCUCAUGUCGGAGCCUGCUUGUAUGCCACUGAGACUGGCGUGAGAAUGAAGAAUGCUAUCAGCUGCACCUCAAACAACAACAUCUGGCUUCCUGCAUACGUGGAGAAAGUACAGUUCAGGAGGCUCAAAGAUAUAGAUUUCACUUCGUCCAGAAUGAAAAAGCGAAAGCUGGAUGAUGAAAACAGCAGCACAACAGAGGUUGAACCGAAGAAACGCUUGGACAUCCCACCGCCCACAGAAGAGGAACUUGGAGGCCUUUAUAGAGCUUUCAAAACCACCAACGUUGUACCCGCGCUAUUUUCAGUGCUGCCAGAAUAUUGCGAGAGCUUCCAGGAGCCCGUACGAUCCCAGCCUGCUCACUUAAGAAAGUUGUACAGCGAGCAGAACUUGGCUGAUGAUCUUGACAUGCUUCUGAAGAAGGCGAAAAACUUUCUGUCUGAAUUUUCAGUCGGAGAGGGCACGAUAAAGUCAGUUGAGGCUGCCACAAGACAGCAGAGCAACUCAUCGGACUGGUUUCUUUAUCGGGCUGGCAGAGUAACAGCUUCGGUAAUGAAGAGGGUUUGUCACACAAAUAUCGAAAGCCCCAGCAUAUCACUGUUGAAGUCGGUAUGCUACCCUGAAAAAAAUUCCGUCAGAGUCCCUGCCGUCAUGUGGGGUUUGGACCAUGAACAAGAUGCUUUGCGAGCUUACACAGAUAAGGAAGCCACCAAACAUCAUGACUUCCAGUGCCGCGGGUCUGGUUUGCACCUCAGCACUGCUUACCCUUUUAUCGGUGCGUCACCAGAUGCCAUCGUCUCGUGCAGCUGCUGUGGGAAAGGUGUCGUGGAGUUAAAGUGCCCUUUUUUGCUGAAAGGUGCCGAGGAGAUCACCACUCAGAAUUCAUGCUUGCGUGAUACUGGUGGAACAUUUAAGCUGAAGACAGAUCACGCUUACUAUUAUCAAAUCCAGACCCAGAUGACUGUGUGCCAGGUUCAAUUCUGCGACUUUGUGGUGUGGGGACCAAAUGUGUUACACAUUGAAAGAGUAAGACGUGACGAACAGUUUUGCAUCAAGAUAUUUGCUCAGGCAAAGCAGUUUUUCGAGAGGGUAAUUUUACCCGAGCUAUUUAGUCGCUACUACACGAGGCAGCAAAGCAAUCUUGAAGACAAGCUGUCCGACGAUGUCGAAUACUGUUUCUGCCGUGGACCAGACACUGGAAAAAUGGUUGCUUGUGACAGUGCAUCAUGCCAGUACAAGUGGUUCCACUUCUCCUGUCUUGGACUCAAGCAAAAGCCAAGAGCAAAGAAGUGGUUUUGUCCUGAAUGUAAAGACAAGACGGAUUAG